AUGGUGGACCUGCUGGGGGCGCCGGGGACGCGCUGGGGGCUCGGCACCCGCCUUGCGCAGGCCGUCUUCGCGGCCGCCGCCGUCGCCUCCAUGGCCUCCACCGACGACUUCCGCGUCGUCACCGCCUUCAGCCUCCUCAUCGCAGCAGCAAGCCUGCAAUGCCUGUGGAGCCUUGCUCUGGGCGCUGUGGACAUCUACGCACUUCUUGUCAAGCGUGCCUUCCGGUCUCCUCGAGCUACCACCAUGUACUCCAUCGGGGACUGGGUCCAGGUGCGCCGACGUUCGCUGCAGCAAGUGGAUCGGCAGGCAUCACCAUUCUCCUCAACGACGACCUGA
Molecule: messenger RNA, 336 nt
Organism: Triticum turgidum subsp. durum (durum wheat)
Lineage: Eukaryota; Viridiplantae; Streptophyta; Magnoliopsida; Poales; Poaceae
Source: the annotation of a GenBank genome assembly